This is a messenger RNA of Gopherus evgoodei (Goodes thornscrub tortoise), 1213 nucleotides long. Its product is annotated as natural killer cells antigen CD94-like. NCBI's taxonomy places the organism in Eukaryota, Metazoa, Chordata, Testudines, Testudinidae. Gene Ontology annotation, biological process: positive regulation of killing of cells of another organism; positive regulation of cell population proliferation; positive regulation of phagocytosis. Bases 1 to 642 code for a protein of 213 amino acids. The record is from RefSeq and is a predicted model, not a curated record. The transcript has 5 exons. Gene Ontology annotation, cellular component: cell surface. Gene Ontology annotation, molecular function: pattern recognition receptor activity; (1->3)-beta-D-glucan binding.
AUGGUGUAUCAACCCCACACUGGUGAGGUGAGUGUUAAGGAGCUGCUCUGGAUGCAGGAAGGCAGGAGUGAUCGCAAACCCAGCCAAACAUCACCUGGGAUAAAGAGAGAGUCUCCAUCACCAUCUCCACAGUGGUGGCUCAUUGCGGUGAUUCUUGAGAUCCUCUGUUUGGCUUUGCUGACAACUGCGAGGAUCUUUGAUGCCAACUGCUUCAAAUGCUGCCUAUGUCCAGAUAAAUGGUUACAGUACGGAGAGGAUUACUACCACUUUUCUAAUGAAUUUAAAAUUUGGCAAAAGAGUAAAGAUUAUUGUUCUUCACUAGCUUCCAAGCUGCUUCAGAUAGACAGCAAAGAAGAACUGGAUUUCAUAAUGCAGGAGUUAUUUAAACUUUCUGAUGUUUGCCAAGGUCUUCGUUACCAUGAAAAUUACUGGUUUGGACUGUCAUAUGACACAGCCAUUAAAAAAUGGGUUUGGGAGGAUGGCACCACUUUAUCCUCUCAUCUGUUUCAAAUUCCAGAAAAUAAUUAUAAAUUUUAUCGGAAUGGGGUUUGUCCCUAUUUUCAAGGUGAAAAGGUCCUUGCUGGAGAUCGUUGGCAAUUGGGAUAUCCUAUCUGUGAGAAGAGAGACAGAUUUAGUGCCUGACUGGAUUAAGACAUCAAGAAAAGAAGAUGAAGCAGAAUGGAACAAAGAUAAGUGUAGCCCAGGACUUUGAGUUUAUAAUAGACUGCUCCCUUGGGCUUUUACAAAAGAACAUAUAUUGUUAUGUACAAUUUUAUUAAACAAAACUGGUUUUAAUGUUUGGGGCAAAUAUUGAUUGAUUAGGAAUGUGGAGCAGCAGCCUCAUUUGAUACACCACAUCCUUGGGAACUUUCCUCGUCUGGUCAAACUUCUCCCACAAGCCUGAAUAAAGGACAGAGUCUUAGUUAAAAGGGGUAAAAUGGUAGUAACUCCUUUGAAGCCAAUGAAGUUACUCCUGAUUUACACGUCUGUAAAUGAGAGCAGAAUCUCUCAGUUCAGAAACACAGGAAGCUGAACACAAGCACAUUAAAGAGGAGUUUCAUCACUAGAACUGAUUUGAAAGUAAAAGAAGAAUAUUUAUGCACACUAAAGUUUCUUUGGCUUGUCAUUCCUACAUACCUCUUCUUAUAAUUUUUUAGAGCCAUGGGCUCAAACCAGUGAUCUGAACCAGAUCUCAACCCCUGUGAAGUUUGGG